Molecule: messenger RNA, 3423 nt
Organism: Cavia porcellus (domestic guinea pig)
Lineage: Eukaryota; Metazoa; Chordata; Mammalia; Rodentia; Caviidae
Gene: Gpbp1l1
Product: GC-rich promoter binding protein 1 like 1
Exons: 12
Coding region: 1268-2692 (474 amino acids)
Biological process (GO): positive regulation of DNA-templated transcription; DNA-templated transcription
Cellular component (GO): nucleus
Molecular function (GO): RNA binding; DNA binding
Source: RefSeq, a predicted model, not a curated record
AACCGAGUCCGAGUGGGUACUUGCCUUGCGCUAAAUAGUUCCUAUGUCCCGCCUUUCGUCUUGGGAACACGUUAAAAUCUUUAUUUUGGUUGAAGUCAGCUGUUGAAGAAGGUAUCUGAAUAAUCUCUUUUCCAAGGUUCUCAUCCAACUGAAACGGCCUGCAGAGUUCUGAAAUAAUCUCAGAGUGAAGAUUGGUAGAUUCGUGUGGCCUUUUAAAUAAUUGAAUAAUGAUGAAAAUGGAUCCAAAAUAUUAAGUUACUUCUCCACCAAAGCAGUAGAAGAUUCUUCAUAUCACCCUCCAAUAGCUCAAUUCAAUUUUUGGAAAGGAGCAGAACAAGUGCAAUACUGAAAACCGAAGAGAAGAAAACUUCAUUUUGGGACUUCUCCUUGACUUCCCCUCUGCCCAUCUUUCUACUUGUUUUAAUUUUACUGCAUUUAUAAAGAGUGAAGACCAAAGAAAUAGAAUAUAUGUUUAAGAGCUGUAUACCAAGAAAUUUACCUUGAAAGCUGCUAUUCUGUAGAGAGAAAAGUUUAUCAAGUUCUUGUCUGAUCCUUUUUUUUAAAACAAAAUUUCUUAGAUCCUUAGAUUUUGAAGGUUAAGACAAUUACAAACAUAUCUGCACGCUGUCUUUAACAGUUGUGUAAAAACAAUGAGGUUUGUGUUUUGAGGGUUUUGUCAUGUGUUGGGUUUACCACAGGAGUUGACUACUCCAAAGAUUUUUGAUUGUUUUAAUACUGUAUUUUUGAGCUAUCUCCUUCAUGACAGUACUUACCUACACAUGAAACUAUCUGUCUUUCUAACUAUGACCUUGUUAUGAACAGUGUUUGGCCUCACUGUGCAAAUGUCCAUGUAUUAUCUAUUUAAGAAGCAUUAUAGUGCUGUUCCUCAAGGAAGUUGAAUGAGGUGAACAUAGACACAGCCUUUCCCUUACCCCUCUUUUUAAAUGUAACAAAUACUUUUUAUGUUCCCCUCCCCCCUUCCCCUCCCCCUUCCCCCUUUUUGGAAACGUCAGGAACCUAGGUAGUGGAGGAUGAGCAAUUGAGGGGACUAAGAAAGUGAGCCACACGGAUCCAGGCUUUUUCGUGCUUCAUUACGAGGCGUGCUGCUGGCUGGGCAGUUUACGCCCCCUCUUAACAAGAAAACCUUUCGAGAGAUCCAGCUAGUAACCUCAAGAAGUUCAGAAAACAGGACCACAGAGGAUAUACUCUGCGAUCCUGGCCAUGAGGUUGGAUGCCUCACCUUGCUGAAAAGAGACACUGGACCUAAAUGGCGCAGCAUGACUUUGUUCCUGCUUGGCUAAAUUUCUCAACGCCACAGUCAGCUAAGUCACCUACAACCACUUUUGAAAAACACGGAGACCACCUACCCCGAGGAGAAGGCAGAUUUGGAGUAAGCCGUCGGAGACACAAUUCCUCUGAUGGCUUUUUUAACAAUGGACCUUUACGAACUACAGGAGAUUCCUGGCACCAACCCUCCCUGUUCCGCCAUGAUUCUGUGGACUCUGGUGUCUCUAAGGGAACAUAUGCUGGAAUCACAGGGAACUUAUCUGGUUGGCACAGCUCUUCCCGGGGUCAUGAUGGCAUGAGCCAGCGUAGUGGAGGUGGCACAGGGAACCAUCGACACUGGAAUGGCAGCUUCCACUCCCGGAAAGGCUGUGCCUUUCAGGAAAAGCCACCUACAGAAGUUAGGGAAGAAAAAAAAGAAGACAAGGUGGAAAAAUUACAGUUUGAAGAGGAAGAUUUUCCUUCUUUGAAUCCAGAAGCUGGCAAACAGAAUCAACCAUGCAGACCUGUUGGAACCCCUUCUGGAGUGUGGGAAAAUCCACCUAGUGCCAAGCAACCCUCCAAGAUGCUAGUAAUCAAAAAAGUUUCCAAAGAGGAUCCUGCUGCUGCCUUCUCUGCUGCAUUCACCUCACCAGGAUCUCACCAUGCAAAUGGAAAUAAAUCAUCAACCAUGGUUCCAAGUGUCUAUAAGAACCUGGUUCCCAAGCCUGUACCACCUCCUUCCAAGCCCAAUGCAUGGAAAGCUAACAGAGUGGAACACAAAUCAGGAUCCCUUUCUUCUGGCCGGGAGUCUACUUUUACCAAUCCAAUCUCUGUUACCAAGCCAGUGGUACUGGCUAGUGGUGCAGUUCUAAGCUCUCCCAAAGAGAGUCCCUCCAGCACUACUCCUCCAGUUGAGAUCAGCUCCUCUCGUCUGACCAAGUUAACCCGUCGAACCACUGACAGGAAGAGUGAGUUCCUGAAGACUCUGAAGGAUGACCGGAAUGGAGAUUUCUCAGAGAACAAAGACUGUGAUAAACUGGAGGAUUUGGAGGACAACAGCACACCUGAACCAAAGGAAAAUGGGGAGCAAAGCUGUCUUCAGAAUGGUCUUUCUCUCCCCAUUGUAGAAGAAGGGCAGGUCCUCUCACAUUCUCUGGAAGCAGAGCACAGGUUACUGAAAGCAAUGGGAUGGCAGGAAUAUCCUGAAAAUGAUGAGAAUUGCCUUCCACUCACAGAGGAUGAGCUCAAAGAGUUCCACAUGAAGACAGAGCAGCUAAGAAGAAACGGCUUUGCAAAAAAUGGCUUCUUGCAGAGCCGCAGUUUGAGCCUCUUCUCCCCUUGGAGAAGCACUUGUAAAGCAGAGUUUGAGGAUUCAGACCCUGAAACAAGCAGCAGUGAGACAUCAGAUGAUGACGCCUGGAAGUAGGCAAUGAAAUGCUCACAGCUCAUCUGAACCAGUAAACUCAGCUUGUGUAUUUCGGGAAUAUACAAAAGAAAUUUUUUUUUCUUUUCCUUUUCCUUUUAUGUUGAAUACUUCAUGCACAAGGGAAAUAAUCAUAUCCCAAAGAGAGAGCAGUUGGCUUGUUGAGCUUUUGUUGUUGUUCUUUCCUGUUAUCUGCUUAGUAGAGAUGUUUGUGUGGUGGGAAAGAUUUUUAAAAUACACACAGGACCUAUGGGGCGAUGCACAGGUGGGAGCUGGCAGUGCAGAAACGGAGAGAAGCAGACGCUGUUUUAUGGCAGCAGCUUCUACUACCAGCCCUUGGGGCACUCAACCCUGUGCUCAAGCAAUCAUUGUCAAUGACAAAGUGACUAUUGAAGUUAUAAUUGUAUUAAAUUAAUGCUAAUAAUUUGGAUAUUUUAUUUUAUUUUUGGCUGCUCGGGUAACUUUAGCCCUUAACCAAGCGUAUGGUUUUUUGUUUUUGUUUUCCUUUUGGGUACAGCUGUAAAAUAUUUGGAUAUAGGAAAUGUGUUAUUCUUGCAGCCUUGAUAUUCAGGGUGGAUUGUAAAAUAUAAAUUUUUGUGAGAUUUCAAAGAUUAAGAUUAUUUUGAUAACAUUAUUUACAGAUUUAAAAAGAUGUGGUUAUCACAAGUCUGUUGAGGGAAAAAACUACUGCAUAAAAUAACUAACUUGGAAUAAAUAUUUUGCAUCAGUUUGGA